ACAGAGCUGGGUGGGCGGGCUUUCAUCUCCAUCAAUUUCUCUCCUACCCAGACAGCAAGGAUCUGAAAAGGAGGGGGGCACAGACCCAAUCGCCUUUCCCCCCCAUUUCUCUCUUUCCCCCCCUUUUCCCCUUCCUUCCUUCACUUGGGUUUUUUUUUAGGUUCACCUCUUCCCCACCCCUCCCUCUUCCCUAUACAUCUGCUUCUUUCCAUCCCUUCCUAUCUUCCCCCCAUUCCUGAGAUCACCUAUUGUUACAAUCUCUCACCCCCCUUUCUUCACCAUCCUUGUCUCCAGUUCAGCCACCUUCGAUUUCUCUUUGCCCCCCUCCUUCCCUGUUUGAGGCCUUCCUGAAUUUAUUUAUUUUCGUUUUUCCUCUCCUCUCCCUUCCCCUCCUUCAGGAAAUGAGGAAAGAUGCUGGAGGAUGAGGUCCAGGUAACAGCGGCAGCGCCAGCAAGCCUGGCUGUCGCACAGCAUUUUAAGGAUGCUGGCGACCCUCUCCUUUGGGUACCAUUGUUCCUGGCCUCUUUUGCUCCAUUCUAUCUUUUCUGACAGCUGACUGAACCCCAUCAUUUCCCCCUUUUUUCUCUCCAUUCUCUGCUUCGUUGGGUGGCUGAUAUCUUGCACCCCUCCCCAAUCCCUCCUAGUGACACCUGCUUUUUGAAACCCCCCUUUCCCCCUUGCCUUCCUGAUCCAUGAUUCUCGACUCCCCCCUAAGAUGCUAAGACAAGGCCCCUUCCUUCUUCUGGCUGCGUCCAUGUCGUAUUUCAACCCCGAGAAAGCUUUGGCAGCGCCUUCGGAAAAUGAUGGAUUAUCCCAGGGUCGGGCUCCUCUGGCCCCUCCCUAUGCCGUGGUCCUCAUUUCCUGCUCAGGCUUGCUGGCAUUUAUCUUCCUCCUCCUCACCUGCCUUUGCUGCAAGCGGGGCGACGUAGGGUUUAAGGAAUUUGAGAACCCAGAUGGAGAAGAAUAUUCUGGAGAGUACACACCACCUGCAGAGGAGACAUCCUCUUCUCAAUCUAUCCCAGAUGUCUACAUUCUGCCACUCUCCGAGGUCUCGCUCCCAUCCUCUAACCAACAGAUGCCCAAAACUGAUCUGGUGAAGCACCUGGGACUAAGCAGACAACACCUCAGUUACUUGCAGGAGAUUGGAAAUGGCUGGUUUGGAAAGGUAAUUCUGGGUGAAAUAUUCUCCGAUUUCACCCCUGCACAAGUCGUGGUGAAGGAGUUACGGGUGAAUGCUGGGCCACUUGAACAGAGGAAAUUCAUAUCAGAGGCCCAGCCCUAUCGAAGCCUCCAACAUCCAAACAUAUUGCAGUGCCUCGGCCUUUGCACAGAGACCAUUCCUUACUUGCUUAUCAUGGAAUUCUGCCAACUGGGAGAUUUGAAGCGUUACCUUCGAGCUCAACGCAAAGCAGAUGGGAUGACCCCAGAUUUGCUAACCCGGGACCUGAGCACACUGCAGCGCAUGGCCUAUGAGAUCACACUGGGAGUGUUGCACUUGCAUAAAAACAACUACAUCCACAGUGAUCUGGCACUUCGGAACUGCUUACUGACUUCUGACCUCACAGUGAGGGUUGGAGACUAUGGGCUAUCUCACAACAAUUACAAGGAAGACUAUUACAUCACUCCGGACAGGCUCUGGAUCCCUUUGCGUUGGGUUGCUCCAGAGUUGUUGGAUGAGAUGCAUGGAAACCUCAUUGUUGUGGAUCAAACCAAGGAGAGCAAUGUUUGGUCGAUGGGAGUGACCAUCUGGGAGCUCUUUGAAUUUGGUUCCCAGCCUUACCGGCACCUCUCUGAUGAGGAAGUGCUGACUUUUGUCGUCAAGGAGCAGCAGAUGAAACUGGCCAAGCCUCGCCUUAAGCUUCCUUACUCUGACUAUUGGUAUGAGGUCAUGCAGUCCUGCUGGCUCCCAGCGUCUCAUCGGCCAACUAUGGAAGAGCUACACUUGCAGGUGAGCUACCUGUUGAAUGAGCGCUCCAACGCUCAAGCAGAGGAGAGCUUUGAGUGGCGUUGGAGUGCGCUGAAGCCAAAGCGCUCCUCUUCACCACCAGCAGCCUCGUCUUCCUCAGCACGUCACCGCCGUUCCUCAGAAGAGAUCUCAGCUUAUCCGCUAUUGGAUGGGUUCCAUGGCAGUGACAUGGAUGAUAUCCUGACUGUGACUGAAAGCAGUGGGGGGCUGAACUUUGAGUAUAUGUGGGAGAAGGCCCGUCUGGGAAGAUGGAAGGGCCCUGCCUCGGCUCCUCCUGAGUACCCCUCCAGCAAUGGUGGCCUAGCUGUGCCGGGCAGCAAUCCUUUCUACGAACAAGGCUCACAGCGUGGACACAGCCUGGAAACCCCUAGUGUUGUGCCCGUAAUCAGUGCCCGCAGUCCUUCGGUCAGCAGUGAGUAUUACAUCCGCCUGGAGGACCAUGGCAGUGGGGAGGGGCCAGUCUGUGCUCCUAGCCCUGGCUCACCGCCCCAGCCCCUCUUCCCCUCAGAUUGGGACUGCCCUGGUGCCCCCUAUCGCCCUCAGGAGCCGCCCACCAGCAAUCCUUUCCUGCCCAGUAGUGGUGGGGACAGCAACCCCUUCCGUGCUGACAGUGAGAUCCAAGAGACAUCAUUGACAGAGACUCCCACGACGGGAGGAGAAUCAUUCCUUGCUGAGUCGCUGCUCACAGUAUACCGUGAAUUGGAGGACCAGCAGCGUAACUGGGAUGCUGAGAUGAUGGAAGAACGAGGAGCAGGGGAGACAUUGGCUGGGGACCCAUCAGAGUUCCAGGGUUCCCCCUCAUGGGAACAGGAGCCCUCACUGAUGGAGGACCAGAGUUCUGGCAGCAGCACAGAUGGUGGCGGGAGCAGCAUUGGGGGUGGGCGGCGCAAUCUCUUGCCAUGCCCACUCUGCACUCGGGUGCGCUGCACAUGUGCUAUUCCUAGGGGGGAUGUGGUGAGUGGCUGGAGCAACCAUGGUCCACCUUUGCAACGCCCUCACCGUGACAGUUACGGCACUGAGGAUGACUCCUCACUGAAAGUGGAGCGGGGUUCCCUCUCUGAGUGUCCUAUUCUGCCCCCUCGGGACUGUGAUGGGGAAGGAGAGGCGCACAAUGAAUUUUUUGACCCACUCAUGGGCACAGUUGUGAAGACCUAUGAACUUCAAGAUUACCCAAAACAGAGAGGCGGAGGGAGCACCCGGGUUGCACCAGGAUCACCCUUCCCAGCCAUGUCGACUGGCUGCUGCAAUGUGAUCGUUCCAGUAGAGAUACCCCCCUUGUCCACUCUGGCUGAGAGUAAUGACGAGGAGACUAUUGCAAUCCUCCCGGAUGUUAUUGAUGGGUUUUCCACGGGCCCUGUAACCUUAACCCUCUCCCCAGCAGCACCAGACCGACAAAGAGGAACCCUAGAUUCUGUAGAUUCCUUGGACAUUCCUUCUAACACCAGUUCCUCAGAUGUCUGCAGCCCUGCAUCACAUUAUUCCUCUCCUGGGCAGAAAUUUGGGGACAGUGGUUACGAAACAGAGAACACUUUUUCUCCUGAGUUCAUCUUCAAAGAGGACCCUCCACCACCAGCACCACCUGGAGAAGAGGAGGAAACAGAGGGAGAUGAAGAUUCGGGCAAACUCCCAACAACACCCAUCUCUCAAUCCACUAGUGACCUUACCUUGUCUGUGAGUGAAGAAGGGUUGGAGCUGGAGGAAGAGGUAGGGAGGAGUUUGGGACCUACAACACCACACCGUGACUCUGCCUACUUCUCUGAUGGAGAGGCAGAACCUCUUGAGGUCCUGGCUCCUCCUGCCCCUCCUGUUGGGAGUGAGGAGAGAAAGUCCACAGAGAAGACAACUCUGGAUGGAGGCUUUGUCGUUCAGGUAUGCAAGGAACAGCUGUUGGUUACUCUGCAUGAAAAUGUCACACGCAACCUACUCUGCAGUCAGAAGAAACCAGUGCCAGAGCUUCGUCCGGUUGCCCCUUUGAAGGACCAGGCCAUCCUUCGGUUGUGGACCCUAGAACCUAAGGAGGGGCAAGAAGAGACAGAGGAAGAGGAAGAAGUGCAGGAGGAGGAGGACAAGAAAAACCACAAGAAGGUUGCCAUUGAUUCCCAGCAGCCAGAAAUCAUGGAAGAUAAGGAGAAGGAAGAGGUGGUGGAGGAGGAAGAGGAGGUAGACGUGGAGAAUAAGGAGAAACAUCAAGAAGAGGUUAAUGGAGAGCUUGAGGGGAUAAAGCCUGCAUGUGAGGAAGAUGAAAGAAAAGAAAAGGAGAAGCCUAGCCAGACAGAGAUUCAAAGUGUAGCAGGAUCCAGUGUGGUAGAGCUCCCGGAUGUCCCGGAAGACAGCUCUGUAGCAACUGAGCAGCCCCUGAAGGAGCAGGAGCCUGGACUCUCAGGGAAUCAAGCUGGGGAAGAUAUCAAAGUCAAGCUGUCCCGCUUGUCUCUGUCCCUUCCCCCUCUGGCCUUGCAGGCUUUCCCUCCACCUGGAGGAGGAAGGAAAGGGCCAUUUUGGGAAGGAGCAGCUUUGGGGGAGGGCCCCGUGCUGGGUGGGAGAGAAGCUGCCAUGGCGGCAGAGGAUGAGGAAGAAGAUGACGCUGAGGAUGAUGAUGAAGGAGGCCUGGCUGGAAGUGGAGGGAGGGCUGUCCCCAUUGUGGUGAGCGAAAGCGACGAUGCCCGCAACUUGCGUGGUCUCCUCAAGUCCCCGCGCUCAGCGGAAGAGGCAGCUGCUGAGCUGGACCGCAAGCGAAAGAUGGUCUCCUUCUUUGACGAUGUCACUGUCUACCUCUUUGAUCAGGAGACACCAACCAAUGAGCUGAGUUCACAAGGAGCACCGGAUGGUGAUACCCCUUCUCCUGGCUCAACGUUAGAACCAGGACUUGAUCCCUUUCCCCCAGCCGAUGGCUUCAGUGGCAGUUUUGAAUGGGAUGACGAUUUCCCCCUGAUGGCUCAGAAUCCGUCGUAUGUCUCCAUGGUGUCAGACCCCAGCACAGUCAAGCCCUCCCUCCCAGCCAUGUCUUCGCCAGUUCCGCUGGCCCCUGCCUUGCUGCCCUCAGCCAAGAGGGCUGAGUCUGGCCUUGUCGAUGCCCUGAGGUUCUCCCGCUUCACCGUCUCUCCUGCUCUGGAACCACAUCUUUCUCCCUCUUGUGACACUGAACUAGGACCUACAGCCAACCCAAUAGAGAACUGAGACGAAGUCGAAAGUGGACAACCCCGCUGCCUGUCGCCUCAGUGUUCAGGGAUGCUGCCCAAUCAACCGGUUGACAUACCGGUGCCAAGAUGCCACACCGAUUUCUGUGGUGAAUGGACAGACACAUGCGUUUGUGUGUGCGUACAUUUGUGUUCAUGGUAUGGCAGCCAUUGUUGCUAUCUAGACCUUGAUUCCCGAUGGACUUUUUCCUUCCCUGUCUUUGCCCUUCCUCCUACGUUCCCACUUGGGAACGGUGGGGUGGAACCUUUUGUAUGAACCUAUUUGGGGCCACCAACUGAUGAGGGAAACAUCUCCUCAAUUUUACAGGGGGGUCCUCACCCAGUACUGGCUUUUGAAUGUAUAACCCCUCUCCUUCUCCCAGCUUUCUUUCCUUUCUCUGAUAUGUCACAUCUAAGGGCCCUCGGUGCCAAACUGAGAGGGUCAGGGUCGGGGAAUGGAGCCUCUAAGGACCUGCCAUUGACUUCUUGUGAGCCCUUUGCAUCUCCCUGAAUCUCAUCAGCUGUAAUCCUGGAAUGUGGAACAUGGCUGCCAAUUUAAAUCCCUUUUGUGCCAAACAGGACUGAAUGGGGCUGGGAACCCUCCCCAAUUAACCAGCAUUAGAUGUAUAUAUAUACAUAUAUAUGUAUAUAAAGAAAAGUCCAUUGAAUUGAACCUUGGGACAGAAUUGCACUGGGAAGACCGAACAACCAAAUCACAUCCACUAACCUGGAGUAACUGAGAGAUGAUUGCAACCAACAAAGUGAGUGGUGAGGUUUGCUUGGAUGGGAAUGCUUUAUCUGAAGCUGCAAUGAGAUGAUCUCAACAUAUCAUUUUUUCCAAAAGUGAUAUACAUUGGUCAGCAUCUGUUAACAGAUACAUGGGAAAGUUGGUCACAUCACCAGCCUGUAGCAGCCAAGCAAUGGGCACCCAAUGGUAAACAAUGCCUUCCGCAUUGGCCUGGCUAAUGGAUACUUGGAAAAGCAUCCAUGGUUCAUCCAUAGCAUUGAUGGAGAUGGGUUGACUUUUUUGGAACUAGUUAGUCCCGACCAUCCUAGUCCCCUAGUGGUUUAUGUUGUGUGGUUAAUGAAGGUUAUUAGGGUACAGUUGAAAUGACGAGGAUUUCCAGAGGUUGGACUAGCCGCUGAUCAAUUGUGCCAAAAGAACCCUAUGAACAUGAAUGGAUUGUAUUAAAAUGAUCUUGGGGAUAUUCAGAGCUUAAAGAGUCAAAUUGAGUGAUAUUUUUUUUGGAAACCUAGAGGUAUUGAAUCUUGUCCAUCCCCGCUCUCUGCUUGCAGUACACUGUGGCCAGAGUUAGGAGAAAAAGAGCAUUGGUGUGGGGGAUUGCAGGGGUUAAUUUGGGGAAGGGGGCAGAUAUAUGCAUGAACUUGCCUUCCAGCAAGGGGUGGGUGGGAUGGGGAUUAGACUUGAUGACCAACCAAGCCCUUCCAGCAUUGAUUUCUGUAGAGAAUAUUCAUCAGGCCACAACCAGCAUGUUGCUGGUUUGUGUCGAACUUACAAUAGUUGCAGCUUUAGUUAUGAAGCUGGAGCCCCUGGAUAUAAAGAUUGAUUACGAGGUCCAUCUCCCUUCUAAGACAAGGAGUGAUUUAAGGUCUUGCACCUUCUCUUACUCCACCCGAGGAGAAGAACAACUGUAGGUAGGUAAGGAAACAAACAAACAUACAAAACGACAGAUACCUCAACUGGUAGUUUCUACUUGCAACCUGUGAAUGUUGCAUGCAUAUAUUUGGUUUACAGCAAGGGUGAGAAAACUUUAGCUCUCCAGAUGAUUCGGACCUAGAAGAUGAAGCCCUAGACAGCACAACCAACGACAAAGGAUUGUGGGAGUUGUAUUCCAGAAGACAUGGAGAUUCAAAGUUCCCAAUUCUUCAUUUUAGGCAUAGGAGUCCCCCAUGGUGCAAUGGGUUAAACUCUUGUGCCGGCAGGACUGAUGACCAGGUCAGCAGUUCGCAUCCGGGUAGAGUGGGUUGAGCUCCCACUGUCAGCUCCUGCUCCCCAUGUGGGGACAUGAGAGAAGCCUCUCACAGGAUGGUAAAACAUUCAGGCAUCCCCUGGGCAACGUUCUUGCAGACAGCCAAUUCUCUCACACCAGAAAUGACUUGCAGUUUCUCAAGUCGCUCCUCACACACACACAAAAAUGUGACAGUUCAAAUCUGAGGAGAGCAAGUUGAGCUCCCUCUGUCAGCUCCAGGUCCCCAUGUAGGGACAUGAGAGAAGCCUCCCACAAGGAUGGUAAAACAAAACAUCCAAGCGUCCUCUGGGCAACGUGCUUGCAGGCGGCAAAUUCUCUCGCACCAGAAGCGACUUGCAGUUUCUCAAGUCACUCCUGACAUGGAAAAAAAAUAAUUUAAGACAGUGGUUCUCAACCUGUGGAUCCCCAGAUGUUUUGGCCUUCAACUCCCAGAAAUACAAACAGCUGGUAAACUGGCUGGGAGUUGUAGGCCAAAACACCUGGGGACCCACAGGUUGAGAACCACUGAUUUAAGGCAUAGUUUAUGGAAGGAAGACUUUUUUUAGUAGUACCUUUUGAUUUUCAAAGCAAACAUCCACAGAUAGACCUGUCCUCUGUGUUUUCACUUUUGAGUUGGUGUAAACAAAGCAAACAUGAUUUUGACAGGACAGUGACAACAUUGCCGUUUGCUUGUGGGCAGAGGCACCAAUAGCUGCAGUCUGGAAAGAAUUUGGUUAAAGAACUGGAACUCCACUUCCUUCUUGUGUCCUGUGAACUAGGUGCUGUAGUAUAUACUUGUUUCUAGCCACCUGAAAUAGCUAUGAGGACCAGAGAGUAAGCAAGCAGCUGCCACUUCUGACAAAUGUGAAAUUAAACCAAACCCUUCAAUCCAGAGCCUCCCCCUCGAGACUGCUGGUUUCUUAUCCCUGUAGAUAUGACUUUCCCAAGUCCACCAAGGCUUAGUUGCCUUCACUGCAUCUAUCAUGUUGGUAUGCCAUGUUAAGAAAUAUUGUGGCUGGCGUAAUAGAAAGAACUGCCUGAGAGCAAAGAGCUGACAGCAUUUAUCCCGUGAACUCUAAAAGGUUGCUUCAGUGACUCCAGCACUGUCACAACUGAAAGGUGGCAAAUCACAUGGCUUUUGACACUGAAGUGACAGAGUGGGCUAUACUGGCCCUGUUUUCAGUUGUCACACUGCAUGUGGCAUCUGUCUGUGCAUCCCCUAGGAGACCUGCUAUCCACUGUGAGAAUCCUUGGCUUAAGGGACAAUGACUCUUAUCUGAGGCAUUCCUCCUUUCCUCAAAUGACUUAGAGUUCCAGUCACUAGAGUUUGAAGACGUUGGGCAGCUCUUCUUGCCUUUCCUUCUGUGUGUGUGUUCUGCCUUUGGGAAAGAGGUGGGAAAAGCCAGAAAUGUUACAAAAAGUAGACAUAAAUACAGAUCUUUGCAGUUAGUUCCAACAAGAGUAGAUCUAUUGAAUCCUCUAUUUGAAGGGAAAGCCGAUACAAAGAUAAACACCCUAGAUUCACUGGUUCUACUCUAGUAGGGGGUGACCAAUAACAUGUACCUUCCAACAUUUCAUAGGUGAACAUCAAGAAACAUGUGGCUAAGCAACAUCAUAUGGUGGUGAAGUUGGCAAAAGUUAUUAAUGAGAGAAUAGACAUGGUAGGAGAAGCUGCAGUAAUUUUGCCUUUGACUGAA
Molecule: messenger RNA, 8806 nt
Organism: Anolis sagrei ordinatus
Lineage: Eukaryota; Metazoa; Chordata; Lepidosauria; Squamata; Anolidae
Gene: LMTK3
Product: lemur tyrosine kinase 3
Biological process (GO): protein phosphorylation
Molecular function (GO): ATP binding; protein kinase activity
Source: RefSeq, a predicted model, not a curated record